Musa acuminata AAA Group (dessert banana) is the source of this 903-nucleotide messenger RNA. Its product is annotated as rac-like GTP-binding protein 5. Gene Ontology annotation, molecular function: GTP binding; GTPase activity; protein kinase binding. The coding region runs from base 42 to 629 and encodes 195 amino acids. Lineage: Eukaryota; Viridiplantae; Streptophyta; Magnoliopsida; Zingiberales; Musaceae. Gene Ontology annotation, biological process: cortical cytoskeleton organization; regulation of actin cytoskeleton organization; small GTPase-mediated signal transduction. The record is from RefSeq and is a predicted model, not a curated record. The transcript has 7 exons. Gene Ontology annotation, cellular component: cytoplasmic vesicle; cytoskeleton; cell projection.
GGAAGGCGGCUUUUUGAAGGGGGAAUAGGCCGGCGGAGGAGAUGAGUGCCUCCAGGUUUAUCAAGUGCGUCACGGUGGGCGACGGCGCCGUCGGCAAGACCUGCAUGCUCAUAUCGUACACCAGCAACACUUUCCCAACGGAUUAUGUCCCUACGGUGUUUGACAAUUUCAGUGCAAAUGUAGUGGUUGAUGGUAACACGGUUAAUAUAGGUUUGUGGGAUACUGCAGGCCAAGAAGAUUACAACAGACUAAGACCUUUGAGCUAUCGAGGUGCAGAUGUUUUUCUGUUAGCCUUCUCUCUCAUAAGUAAAGCCAGCUAUGAAAAUGUGGCCAAGAAGUGGAUUCCUGAACUGAAUCACUAUGCACCUGGAGUGCCCAUAAUUCUCGUCGGAACAAAACUUGAUCUCCGGGAUGAUAAGCAGUUUUUCAUGGAUCACCCUGGUGCCGUAUCUGUAAGUGCUGCUCAGGGGGAAGAAUUGAGGAAGCUAAUCGGUGCUCCUUCCUACAUCGAGUGCAGUUCAAAGACACAGCAAAAUAUAAAGGCAGUAUUUGAUGCGGCCAUUAAAGUGGUACUCCAACCACCCAAAAAGAAAGGUAGGAAGGCGCAGAAGGGUUGCUCCAUCUUGUGAUUACUAUGCACAUGAAAGAAUUCUGUGCUAUCAACUCGCAAUUGUAGCAAGUCAUGGACGCAUCAGGUCUCUGUUUCCCUUCCUCCUUUCUCGUCUUGUGAUUUGUAUCGACUUAUCGAGCGUGCACAUCAAUGUUGCAUUGAUCUUCUGAGUCUGUUUUGAGUUGCAGACAUGGUUUUUGUAUCUCAAUUCGAUCACUUGAAAAAGCUUGUUGACGAAGUGCAUUUUGCUGGUAAUUCAUGUUUUGAAACAGCGUGAUGGCUUCUUGAUUGCA